UUCAGCAUGGCUGUAUUCGCGGAUUUAGACCUGCGAGCGGGUUCCGACCUGAAGGCGCUUCGCGUGUUGGUAGAGAACGCCGCUCACCUUGGCUAUUCAGUUGUUGCCAUCAAUCAUGUUGUUGAAUUUAAGGAAAAGAAACAGGAAAUUGAAAAACCAGUAGCUAUUUCUGAACUCUUUACAACUUUGCCAGUUGUACAGGGAAAAUCAAGACCGAUCAAAGUUUUAACUAGACUGACGAUUAUCGUUUCGGAUCCAUCUCACUGCAAUGUUUUGAGAGCAACGUCUUCAAGGGUCCGGCUGUAUGAUAUCAUUGCAGUUUUUCCGAAGACAGAAAAACUUUUUCAUGUUGCUUGUACACAUUUAGAUGUGGAUUUAGUCUGCAUAACUGUAACAGAGAAACUACCAUUUUACUUCAAAAGACCCCCUAUUAAUGUGGCAAUCGACCGAGGCGUGGGCUUUGAACUCAUCUACAGCCCUGCUAUCAAAGAUUGCACAAUGAGAAGGUACACAAUUUCCAAUGCCCUCAAUUUGAUGCAGGUCUGCAAAGGAAAGAAUGUGAUUCUAUCUAGUGCUGCAGAGAGGCCUUUAGAAAUAAGAGGCCCAUACGAUGUGGCAAACUUAGGACUGCUGUUUGGGCUGUCUGAAAGUGACGCCAAGGCCGCCGUGUCCACCAACUGCCGAGCAGUGCUUCUACAUGGAGAAACUAGAAAAACUGCUUUUGGAAUUAUUUCCACAGUGAAGAAACCUCGGCCAUCAGAAGCAGAUGAUGAUUCUCUUCCAGCUUGCAAGAAAGCCAAGUGUGAGGGCUGAAAAGAAUCCCCAGUGUCUGUCAAUACUCCCUUCUUCCUUUUGAUAGUCCGUCAGCCACAAUAGAAAUCAAACCUUUAUGAUGUACUGUUUUCAUUCGGAGCUAGAAAUCAGUAGUCUAUAAAAACAAUUUUAUAUUCAAGCCGUUAAAGUAACAAAACCUAGUGAAGCAGUAAAAAAGAAGACAGCCCACUUAAUGAAUUUAGAUAUACUUUAAGAGAAAAUCAGAGAUGAGUUUAUUUUUUGUGUUAAGUGAUAAAAUAACAGGUAUAAUUGAAUAAGAUGUUUCCAUAUUUCAGGAGACUCUUUAAAAAUGUUUCUUCUUCAUUUAAAAAUACAUGCUUUUCGG
Molecule: messenger RNA, 1159 nt
Organism: Odobenus rosmarus divergens (Pacific walrus)
Lineage: Eukaryota; Metazoa; Chordata; Mammalia; Carnivora; Odobenidae
Gene: RPP30
Product: ribonuclease P/MRP 30kDa subunit
Exons: 11
Coding region: 7-813 (268 amino acids)
Biological process (GO): tRNA processing
Cellular component (GO): nucleolar ribonuclease P complex
Molecular function (GO): RNA binding
Source: RefSeq, a predicted model, not a curated record